Messenger RNA from Bolinopsis microptera, 1800 nucleotides. RefSeq lists its product as uncharacterized. The transcript is spliced from 9 exons. The record is from RefSeq and is a predicted model, not a curated record. The coding region runs from base 75 to 1586 and encodes 503 amino acids. Lineage: Eukaryota; Metazoa; Ctenophora; Tentaculata; Lobata; Bolinopsidae.
UUUCAGCUGUUUUGAUUUUCCAGGUGUAACCUCGAUUUCUUUGUUACCAGUUUUAAAAUUUCGGUUACUGUGAAAUGCGUCGUGUUUUAUGUUUACUUGUGGUUUUGAGUGUGUUAUCCCGAACUCUUGGUAACCAUGGAAAGAAUAAAAAGGAUAACGGUGACGAUGCUGUUAAUGUCGCAGGAGAUGAAGAUGAUGACAUAGCAGGAGAUAAAGCAAAUGGUGAAGAUGAUGCCAUAGCAGGAGAUAAAGCAAAUGUUGAAGAUGAUGUCCUAGCAGGAGAUAAAGCAAAUGGUGAAGAUGAUGUCAUAGCAGGAGAUAAAGCAAAUGGUGAAGAUGAUACCAUAGCAGAAGAUAAAGCAAAUGGUGAAGAUGAUGCCAUAGCAAAAGAUGAAGCAAAAAGUGAAGAUGAUGCCAUAGCAGGAGAUAAAAUAAAUGGUGAAGAUGAUGCCAUAGCAAGAGAUAAAGCAAAUAGUGAAGAUGAUGUCAUAGCAGGAGAUAAAGCAAAUGGUGAAGAUGAUACCAUAGCAAAAGAUGAAGCAGAUAAUGUGAAUGACAUAAAAGAAGAUGACGCAGAUAAUGUGAAUGACAUAAAAGAAGAUGACGCAGAUAAUGUGAAUGACAUAGCAGAAGACGAGGAUGGAAUGGCUGAGCUUUACUAUGGCAAUCCUUUAGUUGAUGCGGGAGGUUACCAAAAUAACGUCUACGGCUACGCCGGUGGAGAAGCAAGCACCGCAGCGUCCUCCCUGCCGUCCAUAACAUUGCCCACGGGGAGCACUGCAACUGGCUCUGCCUUCACGGCCACCGGCUCGAUCAGUUUCAGUCCUGUAUCCAGUACUGUAACCAGUUUUGGUACUGUGUCUGGUACUGUGUCUGGUACCACUUCUGGUACUGCAUCUGGUACCGUUUCCGGUACUCCAUCCGGUACUGCAUCUGGUACUGCAUCUGGUACCGUGUCUGGUACUACAUCUGGUAGCCCUUUCACCGGGACUUCUUUCCCUUCUAUUUUUGCUACUUUACCUUCUGGUUCUAGUUCAAGUCCGUCAGGUCCUACUGCUGCAACUACCACACCCACUGGACCUACAGCUUGCUGGCUGCAACUUCAAAAUAAACAGUGGAUCUGGAACACAUAUCUCACACAUUACAACGGUAAUUUACAGUGCGGAGGAUGGGUAAGACUUCCUAAUUGUCACUGGCAUUGGACUGAUCAACCCCAACACUACCGUCCAGUAGUUUGCUACGAUUGGAUCUGGGAUAAUAACUCUGGCGGGGGUGGCGGCGGUAGCGGUGGUGGUGGUGGCGGUGGUGGCGGCGGUGGUAGUGACGACGGAGGCCCCAGCACUGAGGGACCCAGCACCGAGGGACCCAGUGAGACCCCUCCUACAGACUCAACUACAGCUGAACCAGGUGUAGUGGGCACGAACCCUCCCGUUACAACUGAAGCCCCUCCCUCUGAAACAGAGGCCCCCUGUGAUUGCGAUGAGUGGGAUUAUCCUGGUGACUGUGGUACUGAUGGGUUUAUAUUCAGAUGGAGAACAUGCUACCCUUAUGAUUGCCUCCAAGAAGAUGAAUACGUGGCGUGCUAGCUGAUCCCUCCGCUUGCAAUCUAAAUAGUGAAUAUAACGCUCCGUUCGUGUUCACACCAAAGUUCACUCCACUGCAGUUUUUGAUGGGUUGCGUGGGUUCACUCCGCAAGCAAUCGGUGUGGGACUAUGUUCACAAGCAAUGUAAUUACAAAUAAAAUGGUUCUUUAUGUUAAGAUUUGGUGUUCUAUACUAUUAUAAUUGCUAUAUCGGAGAA